Messenger RNA from Penicillium cinerascens, 1650 nucleotides. RefSeq names its product spermidine synthase. The record is from RefSeq and is a predicted model, not a curated record. NCBI's taxonomy places the organism in Eukaryota, Fungi, Ascomycota, Eurotiomycetes, Eurotiales, Aspergillaceae. The transcript has 3 exons. The coding region runs from base 1 to 1650 and encodes 549 amino acids.
AUGUCUCUCGAAGAGUACAUUCGUCGGGUCGACUUCUACCGUCUCGGUAGUGGUGCGACCCUGCUGGUGCUGCUGGCCUUUUACUCCCCUGUGAUGCUGCUGGUGCUGUCCCCGACGUAUGGUGCCCUGCCCGCACAUAUCUUCCAUGUCUACGGCCUGGGCAUUUUUGCGGCUGCCGGAUGGUUCUUGAAAGAUCAAGUUCAAUUGCGACUCGGUCGUCUGGCCGCGUAUAUGCUUCCCGUCCUUGCUUUCUGGACGCCCACUCUGCAGUACUUUGUGAUGCAACAGAGCUCCAUGCUAGGAAACCCCCUUGGACCUGUGAUCACAGAGCUGUUUGGCUAUUACCCACUCGCUCUGUUGACUGUGGCCAUUGCUGGCAAGCAAAUCCAAUACUCCCUGCACCUUGAGGAUAUGGGUGACGUUGCGGCGGAGCAUGUACCCCUGGUGGGCUCAUAUCUCGUCUACUCCUUGGGCGAGCACUUCGCCAAAGCCCUGCUAUCUCGCUUCAUUGGCUUCACCGUCGUCUUCUCCCGCGCUGGCUUGCAGUUCGUCAUUGCGAUCUUGUACGCUGCCGUCGUCCCUUCCAAGAUGCUGCUUCUGGCCAUUCCGUCCGUCCUCUUCUCGAUCACAGCUGAUGUCCACUUUGGUGGUAUCGGCGGUGUGAACUCUGCUAUUCAGAGCGAGGGCUAUUCCAUCUUGGCACGCCAAGAGUCCUACACUGGGUAUAUCUCGGUUUUGGAGAACCACAAUGAUGGAUUCCGCGUGAUGCGCUGUGACCACAGCCUCCUCGGUGGGCAGUGGACUAAAAUGGCUCCCGGCUACCACCCGCAGGUCCAAGAUCCUGUCUACGCGGUCUUCACCAUGCUUGAAGCUGUCCGUCUGGUCGAGAAUAGCCAUGGAAGCCAUCGUGUGGACGCCGGCAGCAAGGCUCUGGUCAUUGGUCUUGGAGUUGGCACAACCCCCGCUGCACUCAUGAAACACGGCAUCGAUACUACAGUCGUCGAGCUCGAUCCUGUGGUGGUUAAGUUUGCCAAGCAGUAUUUCAACUUCCCCUCCAACCACGCGACCACCGUCGAUGAUGCAACCAAAUUUGUCAAGCGGGCGUUGAAGACCCCAUCUGCGCAUCAAUACGACUAUAUCGUCCACGAUGUCUUUACUGGCGGUGCCGAGCCCGCCGAGCUUUUCACUAUUGAUUUCCUCCAUGACCUGAGCUCCCUUCUCAAGGAUGAUGGUGUCAUUGCCAUCAACUACGCCGGCGAUCUCGCCCUCUACCCAACAGGCCUUGUCGUCCGCACCAUCCUGGCCACUUUCCCAACUUGCCGCAUCUUCCGCGAGAACGCGCCGCCCGCGGACAAUGAGAACCAGGACUUCACCAACAUGGUUAUCUUCUGCACCAAGAACAUUGGCGCUCCGCUUAAGUUCAGAAGCCCUGAGCAGGCUGAUUUCCUGGGUAGCGACUCCCGUAAGAACUACCUCCUUCCCACCCAUGAGAUUGACCCUGCCGUUUUCGAUCCCAUCCCCAAGGGCGGAAGCCGCCUUCUUGUCGACAAGGAAGUCAAGAGACUUUACAAGUACCAGGACCGCGGUGCCUUGGAGCACUGGGAGAUCAUGAGGAAGGUUAUCCCUGCCGCUGUGUGGGAGAACUGGUGA